Messenger RNA from Parathielavia appendiculata, 554 nucleotides. RefSeq lists its product as uncharacterized. The transcript has a single exon. The record is from RefSeq and is a predicted model, not a curated record. The coding region runs from base 82 to 438 and encodes 118 amino acids. NCBI's taxonomy places the organism in Eukaryota, Fungi, Ascomycota, Sordariomycetes, Sordariales, Chaetomiaceae.
CUUGGGGAGGACUUGGGCUUCGGCAAAGCAACCAAUCCAGCCACCGACCAAGGUUGGAGAAGCCAACAAACACUUGAAGCCAUGUUUCAAGAUUUUGUCCAGCUUUUCUUGCGUUGUCAUCCUGUUUGUUGGAGCUCGAGUGGCAUCGUCGAGCGCGUUGCUUUCCGGCUUCCGCGUCCGUUUGCCGCCGCAAGAAUUGCUUCAUUUCAUGCGCCCCGCGGCUACAGAGCGCGUGCUGCACGACACGCGAUGAACUCCCUAUUCCUCCAGGGCCCUCCCUCGCGACGGGAGUUCUGCCGGGCCGAAUUUAAUCUUUCCCCAACCAUGUUCUUUUCUCUUGUCAUUGCGACAUCGCACUCCUUGUGUAAUCUCCAGCCGCCCGUUUCUCGCGCGACGCUCGCCUUGAGGGAUUGUCGCGCGCUACUGCCGUGCUUCUAGGGUGUCUAAGGUUGGAAGAAUUUUCGACGAUAAUCCGUACUCUCACCCUGAUUGGGAUCCCAUUCUGCCGGGUUCACAUGGGCCCUCCGGAUGGUGGCUCCAGGCCUCGACUGCGU